AUGCAUGUAUUUUAGUCUUCCAUACAUUUAUUUUGUAAAAAAUGUGCCGACAUGCUGCAGCAGCAUUGGUGGAAGAAGUGUUCAGUGUGUGUGUGUUUGCGUGCGCGCGUGCGCGUGCAGUAUUAAGUUGCAUAAGAUGAAAAUACAAGUACCUCAAAAUUUUACUGAAAUGUACUAAGUUACUUCCGGCCACUGUCAUAUUAGUAAUAAUUCCACCCAAGGCUGUUUUAUUAGUGUUAGAAUAGAAUAAGUGCAGUUUUUGUGUAACUUCUAAUUUUAUUUUUAUUUAUUUAAAUAUGAAGCGAUAGGGCUUUUAUUGUGAAAGACUGGUGUCGGAAGUGGUGUGGACCGCGAACGUAUACACAGAGACAGUAGCGAGAGAUAGAAAAUCUUUGAUACAAUGUUUCUCGCCGUUACACCUCUGUCCCGAAGUUUGAAUGUAACGGUGUUAUACUGCGAAUCGUUCGGCGUCGUUUCCUUGAUCUCUGCCGCUAACCGGAAGUGGACUGACGGAGAUACGUUUCUACCUGCGUGGUGUUGAGUCUCUCAGCGGGUCAGAGUCCAGACCGGAUCCACUUAUUAACAGGUGUUCACGUCACCUGCUCUGACUACAGGAUGGCGGUGCAGCGGGUGGCGGUUAUCGGGGCCGGGGCGGCGGGACUCUGUGCGGCCAGACACAUCCUGUCCCGCCCGAACAGCUUCGCCCGCCCGGUGGUGUUCGAGCUCACCGACAACAUCGGCGGCACCUGGUGUUACGAUGAGCGCGUUGGUAGCUAUGACAACGGACGACCGGUUCACAGCAGCAUGUACAGAGACCUCAGGACCAACCUGCCCAAAGAGGUGAUGAUGUUCCCUGAUUUCCCCUUUGACCCUCAGCUGAGCAGCUUCCUGCCCCAUCAGGAGGUGCAGAGGUACCUGGAGAGGUACUGCCACAGCCACAACAUCCGCCCUCACAUCAGGUUCAACACUGCGGUGGAGAACGUGAAGCCUGUCGUCGAGGAGGAGACGACCACGUGGGAGGUGACGUCAUGUGAUUCGUCAGGCGGUCAGAAAACGGAGACCUUUGACUCGGUGUUUGUCUGCUCAGGUCACUACUCUGACCCGCACAUCCCAGACAUACCAGGGCUGGAGAACUUUAAAGGUGAGGUGCUCCACAGUCACUCGUACAGGUACGCAGAGCCGUUCUCAGGUCAGUCGGUCGUGGUUCUGGGAGCCAAAGCUUCAGGACUGGACAUUUCCAUUGAACUGGCCAAAGUCGGCGCCCAGGUAACUCUGAGUCACGACCGUCCUCGUCUCACCUUCCCUCUUCCCUCUGGGAUUCGACAGUCCAGUCCGGUGGUGGCGGUCCAGGACGACGGCAGCGUUCGCUUCCAGGACGGGUCUGUGGGCCGGGCCGACGUCCUCAUGUUCUGCACCGGGUACAACUUCAGGUAUACGUUCCUGGACGCAGAUCAGCUGAGGUUGGAGAUCCAGGACCACAUGGUGUCUCCGCUGUACCGCUUCCUGACGCCACCCGCCUUCCCCUCGCUCUUCUUCAUCGGCAUCUGCAAGAUCAUCUGCCCCUUCCCCAACUUCGACUGCCAGGAAGAAGAAAACAGACAGAUACAGGAGCGAGACGACACGACAAAGGGAAAGAUGAAGUUAAAAAGUCAGAGGCAACAACAGGAAACAUCCGUCUCUUCUGGUUCUUAUCCUCAGGUCCAGUUCGCUCUGGCUGUGUUGGACGGCUCCGUCUCUUUACCGUCUCGGGCCGAGAUGGAGGACGAGGUCCGUCGAGAGCUGCAGGAAAAGGUGGAGCGUGGAGUCCAGCGGCGCCACCUGCUGAUCAUGGAGAAGGAUCAGUGGGAGUACUGCCGGACGCUGGCUCACGCCGCCGGCUUCCCGCCGCUGCCUCCUGUCGUACGCAGCCUGUAUGAGGAGGUGUGGCGACAGAGACAGAUUCACCCCCAAAGCUACCGGAGCCUCAACUACAGGCUGAUCAGUGACACCCAGUGGGAGCUGAUCGAUUGAUCAAUGGAGAAAAAUGUAUGAUCAAAAUCACAAAAUAAUAAUAAUAAACAGUAAUUUUAUAAAGAACUUCAGCUGAACAACCUUCAAACAGGGAGAAAGUCCAGGAAACACAAGUUGAUGCAGCUCGUCACCUGAAGCUCAGUCCACCAUCUUGGAUUUCACCUUUCAGCUCCACUGACUCUGAAAACAAUCACCUGCACUCCAUCAGUUGGCCGCUGCAUGACUGUGGUCCAGACUGAAGCAUCUCAGCAGCCUCUGGAUGAGACCUCAUGACAUUCAUGUUCUCCAGAGGAUGAACCUCACAGACGGUGGUGAUCCUCUGACUUCUCCUCUGGCGCCACCAUCAGGUCACAUUUGGUUUAUGAUCAACACCUGCAGAGCUGCAGCUGUACUGGCAACUCAGAGGUUCUUAUUAAUGGCUAAUAACUGAUCUAUAAGAGGUUAUUAAUAAUUCAUAAAUGCAUUAAUUAUAGCUAAUAAAUGGAGCCUCUUUAGGAAGCGGUGCCUGAGACAGAACGUGAAGCUUGUGUUUGAGUUUGGUUGUUGUUUAUUAGCCAACAAACAAAUCAGCAAUAAACUGUACAUUAUUAACCCCUGAGGAGACAGACCCAUGUGAGUCAUAACACUGGUCUCCUCUGAAAGGAAACUUUAAAUUCUACAACCAAACAAAGUCACAGAGACACUGACAUUAAGAAAUUUAAGUUUUUUUGUCUGAUUUAUGUUUUUUGGCAUAAAAAGAGAAAGUAAGGUCUGUAGUUGGAGCUGUGGUGGAGUGUGAACAGCUGCUGAAGUGAUGUGAGGAUCAGGAGACUAACAGCUUUCUAAUAAUGUAUAAGUUUGUCCAGGUUGUGUGAAGACGGAGUCUGGUGAACACACUUUAAUCAGUGCGACCGGGUCACAGAGGACGGACGUGGACUUUAAAAGGUUAAGGUACGGUGGCCCCGAGAGGUCAAAGCACUGCAACUGAAGAAAACAACACACAACACAACGGAAGUGUUUCCAGGGGACACAAAAAAAUGCCGCACCAGUCUGGGACACAGCAGUGAACUCUCUUCUGAUUGGCUGACUGUUUUCUGAGUGAUCCAAUAAAAAUAAAGCAGAUUUCAGGAAAAAAACACUCAGAGAAACCAAAUCCUGCAAGGUUUGGAUGGUGGGUCCAGGUGGGCGGGGCUUGGUGGCUGCUUUGUUGUGACAUCACAAAGUUCCAGAAGUCCUGACGGCUGGUUUUAAGGCUCAGUUUCUGAAUACAGGCUGUGUGCAUUUCUCUGUGGACUGAGGCUUUGAUACUUUCACAGUAUUAAUAUAGAAGCUAGAGCUGAUCUAUAAUCUAUAAUCACACUACACAUGGACACACACCUUUACACUGGAGGAGAUUUAAAUUGCAGUGUGUUGAGCUCUCAGGGCCACCGUGCUGACGAGAUAUAAAGUCCUGUGCAAAACGUGCAAACUUGUUUAAUAAACAUCGAUCUGAA
Messenger RNA from Seriola aureovittata, 3482 nucleotides. RefSeq lists its product as uncharacterized. The record is from RefSeq and is a predicted model, not a curated record. NCBI's taxonomy places the organism in Eukaryota, Metazoa, Chordata, Actinopteri, Carangiformes, Carangidae. Bases 616 to 2010 code for a protein of 464 amino acids. The transcript is spliced from 11 exons. Gene Ontology annotation, molecular function: NADP binding; N,N-dimethylaniline monooxygenase activity; flavin adenine dinucleotide binding.